This is a messenger RNA of Chanos chanos (milkfish), 741 nucleotides long. It is a transcript of the gene rspo2, whose product is annotated as R-spondin 2. Bases 1 to 741 code for a protein of 246 amino acids. The record is from RefSeq and is a predicted model, not a curated record. The transcript is spliced from 5 exons. Lineage: Eukaryota; Metazoa; Chordata; Actinopteri; Gonorynchiformes; Chanidae.
AUGCAGUUUCGACUCUUCUCCUUUGCUCUAAUCGUGUUGAACUGCAUGGACUACAGUCACUGUCAGACGCAGUCGCAUCGGUGGAGAAGGAACAAAAGAGCUAGCUAUGGAGCAUUUCCAAUCUGCAAGGGCUGCUCAGUGUGCUCAAAGGACAACGGGUGUAUGAACUGCCAGCCGAAGUUGUUUCUGUUCCUGAGACGGGAGAGGAUGAGACAGUACGGGGAGUGCCUCCAUGCCUGUCCAUCCGGAUACUAUGGCAUGCGUGGAACCGAGAUCAACAUGUGUUCCAGGUGCAGGAUAGAGAAUUGCGAAGCCUGUUUCAGCAAAGACUUCUGCACAAAGUGCAAGUCUGGUUUUUACUUGCACAAAGGCCGCUGCUUUGAGAAGUGUCCCGAAGGCUUUGCUCCCCUGGAGGACACUAUGGAGUGUGGAGAGGGCUGUGAGGUGGGUCAGUGGAGUGAAUGGGGGACCUGCACCAGGAGAAACAAAACCUGUGGUUUCAAGUGGGGCCUGGAAACUCGAACACGGCAUAUUGUGAAGAAACCGCCUAAGGACACGAUACCCUGCCCCACCAUUGCCGAGUCCAGGAGGUGCAAAAUGGCCAUGAGACACUGCAGAAGAGGAGGUUCAGGGAAGCAGCGAUCCAAAGAACCAAAGAAGAAGUCGAACAAACAGAGGCUCCGUUUCAGGGCCCAGAACCAGCAUAGCGACCAUCUUGCUUCUGUGCGCUCCAGCCAGUGA